Medicago truncatula (barrel medic) is the source of this 3296-nucleotide messenger RNA. Its product is annotated as G-type lectin S-receptor-like serine/threonine-protein kinase At1g11330. Gene Ontology annotation, cellular component: plasma membrane. The coding region runs from base 1 to 2445 and encodes 814 amino acids. Gene Ontology annotation, molecular function: protein serine/threonine kinase activity; ATP binding. Gene Ontology annotation, biological process: protein phosphorylation; recognition of pollen. The transcript has 8 exons. The record is from RefSeq and is a predicted model, not a curated record. Lineage: Eukaryota; Viridiplantae; Streptophyta; Magnoliopsida; Fabales; Fabaceae.
AUGUCCACAAUUACAUCUUCUCAAUUGAUCAAAUAUUCUGAAACUAUAAGCUCAAGUGAUGAUGCAUUCAAGCUUGGAUUCUUCAGCCCAGUGAACACAACAAAUCGCUACGUAGGAAUCUGGUAUCUCAAUCAAUCCAACAUCAUAUGGGUUGCCAACAGAGAAAAACCAAUACAAGAUUCAUCUGGAGUUAUCACCAUAUCUGAUGACAACACAAACCUUGUAGUACUGAAUAGACACAAACAUGUUAUAUGGUCAUCAAAUGUCUCAAGUAAUUUGGCAUCCUCAAAUUCUAAUGUCACUGCUCAGCUUCAAAAUACUGGAAACCUCAUCUUGCAGGAAGACACUACAGGCAAUAUAAUAUGGGAGAGUUUCAAACAUCCAUCUGAUGCAUUCCUCCCAAAUAUGAUAAUUAGCACAAACCAAAGAACAGGGGAAAAAGUAAAAUACACUUCUUGGAAAACUCCUUUGGAUCCAGCUAUUGGAAACUUCUCUCUUAGCCUUGAGCGUCUCAACAGUCCUGAAGUGUUUGUAUGGAACCAAACAAAGCCUUACUGGCGCUCAGGUCCAUGGAAUGGUCAAGUACUUGUUGGCUUACCAAGUCGUUUGUUGUACGCUUCUGAUAUUCUAACACUUUCCAUUGGAAGGAAAGAUAAUGGAAGUAUUGUUGAGACUACCUAUACACUGCUGAACAGUUCUUUCUUUGCAAUUGCUACAGUGAAUUCUGAAGGCAAGCUGGUUUACACUUCAUGGAUGAAUGGGCAUCAAGUUGGGACAACCGUUGUUCAAGAAAAUGAAUGUGAUAUUUAUGGUUUUUGUGGUCCUAAUGGAAGCUGUGAUCUGACGAACUCACCAAUAUGCACAUGUUUGAAAGGUUUUGAGCCGCGAAAUGUGGAUGAAUGGAAUAGACAAAAUUGGAUAAGUGGGUGUGCGAGAAAGGCAUCACUGCAGUGUGAGAGGGUGAAAUACAAUGGAAGUGAAUUAGGUGGCAAAGGAGAUGGUUUUGUGAAACUAGAGAUGACAAAGAUACCAGAUUUUGUACAACAAUCAUAUCUUUUUGCUGAUGCAUGUAGAACUGAGUGCUUGAAUAAUUGUUCUUGUGUUGCUUAUGCAUAUGAUGAUGGAAUCCGGUGCUUGACUUGGAGUGGUAAUUUAAUCGACAUAGUCAGGUUUUCAAGUGGAGGCAUUGAUCUUUACAUACGCCAAGCGUAUUCAGAACUUUCUACAGAUAGAGAUGGGAAGAGAAAUUUUACAAAAAUCAUCAUAUCAAUGGGGGUAGUGGGAGCAAUUAUUUUUGCUACUGCAUCCUAUUUCUUAUGGUCAUGGGCUUCAAAAUAUUCAGCAAGAAGGAAAAUAGAAAAGAUGUUGGUGUCGAGCACAAGGCAAAUCCAUCCAGAAAACCGAAAUGCAAGUCUUAUUGGAAAUGUGAAACAAGUUAAAAUUGAGGACCUUCCUUUAUUUGAGUUUCAGAAAAUUUCAACUGCAACAAAUAAUUUUGGUUCACCAAAUAAGAUUGGCCAAGGUGGUUUUGGUUCAGCGUACAAGGGAGAAUUACAAGAUGGACUGGAAAUAGCAGUGAAAAGACUUUCAAAGGCUUCAGGACAGGGGCUAGAAGAAUUUAUGAAUGAAGUGAUUGUGAUUUCCAAGCUUCAACAUCGCAAUCUUGUUAGACUUUUGGGCUGUUGCAUCGAAGGCGAAGAAAAGAUGUUGGUCUAUGAGUACAUGCCUAAUAACAGUUUAGAUUUCUAUCUAUUUGAUCCAAUAAAAAAGAAGAUUUUAGAUUGGCAAAAACGCUUAUACAUAAUUGAGGGAAUCUCUCGCGGACUGCUUUAUCUUCAUAGAGAUUCGAGAUUAAGAAUAAUACAUAGAGACCUAAAGCCGAGUAAUAUUUUGUUGGAUGGAGAACUGAAUCCAAAAAUAUCCGACUUUGGCAUGGCUAGAAUCUUCGGAGGUAGCGAAAACGAGGGAAAUACAAGAAGGAUUGUGGGAACAUAUGGAUACAUGUCUCCGGAAUAUGCAAUGGAAGGGCUGUUUUCAGAGAAAUCAGAUGUAUUUAGUUUUGGGGUUUUGCUCUUGGAGAUAAUAAGUGGUAGGAAAAAUACAAGUUUCUAUAAUCAUCAAGCACUCACUCUCUUAGGAUAUACAUGGAAACUAUGGAAUGAAGAUGAGGUUGUAGCUUUGAUAGAUCAAGAAAUAUGUAAUGCUGAUUAUGUGGGUAACAUUUUGAGAUGCAUACACAUUGGACUUCUUUGUGUGCAAGAAAUUGCAAAGGAGAGACCUACUAUGGCCACAGUUGUUUCAAUGCUUAAUAGUGAGAUUGUUAAACUUCCUCAUCCAUCUCAACCUGCAUUCCUUCUAAGUCAGACUGAGCAUAGAGCAGACUCAGGUCAACAAAAUAACGACUCGAAUAACAGUGUCACUGUCACAAGCUUGCAAGGCAGAUAGAAUACAUAUGAUGGAAUGAAGCAUGACUCUCAAGAAUUUAAUGAUAUAUACAACUGUCAUUGACAAAUCUUGUUCAUCAUAAAAUUGAUGAAGCAUGAUCCAUCAUUUUUCCAAGAGUAUGCUACAUCUAACAAUAAUGUUCAAAAUAUGAGUUCUGUACCGGAUGAGAGGAGGAAGAAAAGAGGGUUGGUUGCUAUCGGUAAAGCCAAAACCUUGUAAUAUUGUGUAGAAGAUGCUGCAAUUUACAACUUCAAGUUAACUGUUGGAAAUCACCAAUAUGUUCACUUUGAUUACUCCUAGUUCAAGUAUUACUAUACUAUGAUUCUAUGUUGGUCUCAAUGGGUUAUGAGGAUCAACCACCAGCAAGAAAUGUGGUUUAACCAAUCUUUUCACCACAUACAAAUGCGACUAUGAUGCAUGUUAGGUUCACUGCUCAAACUGCGGUUUUGUAUCAGUCUGUGCCAACAGAUCUUACGAUUGAGAAAUCUUCGGGGGAUAUUGAGUUAGAUGUGUCGAUUAGCCUGAUUCACUGAUGCAAAACAAGAUGAUAUAUACCAAGAGAUUGCUUGCAGAAGAAGAUAUCGGUGUGUGAAGUAGUCUAGCUGCAGGUGUAAACACCUUCCCUUGUACAUUUUUUCACUAUCAUCAUAUAUAUGAUGGGCUUUUUGUUUUUUCUCUGAGCAUCCUAAGCAUUUCUUUAUCUUCAUCACUAGUUCAAUUUGUAGAUUGAUUAAUACAUUCUAAAGCUUAGAGUUUUGAAUGGGUUUAUUGUUAUGUAGAAAUGUAAACAGACAUGCCACAAGCAAGAGAAACUCAGAUUAUCUUGGCAUAUUUGAAAUGAUGAUAUGAUU